Molecule: messenger RNA, 1141 nt
Organism: Paramisgurnus dabryanus
Lineage: Eukaryota; Metazoa; Chordata; Actinopteri; Cypriniformes; Cobitidae
Biological process (GO): T cell costimulation; negative regulation of T cell proliferation; cell surface receptor signaling pathway
Cellular component (GO): external side of plasma membrane
Source: RefSeq, a predicted model, not a curated record
AUGGCAAAACUCUUUUGUCUGUAUGGUUGUAUUAAUCGAGGAACAGAAGAGCUCACACUCACAGGAUACACUGGUGGUUCAGUGCUGCUGCCUUGUACCUGCACAGACCCACAGUCUACAGUUCAGACAUUUACCUGGCUUUAUCUGCAACAGCAGCGAAACGAAGUAUUUCAUAAUGAAAACUACAAAGGCAGACUGAAGCUGUUAAAUGAAAGUUCACCUACAAAUCUCUCUCUUCUCAUUUCUGACCUGAGAAAGCAGGAUGAAGGAAAGUAUAGGUGUGAGAUAUAUAGUCACAACCCUGAAUACAGAGACAUUACGAUAACAAUUAAAGGUUGUGAUCUGGUUAAUAAUACACAGACAGUUGAAGUGAUGGGACGUCCAGGAGAGUCUGUAGUUCUGCCCUGCUACUGUAAAGAGCUACAAGCUAAACCUCAACAACUUGCAUGGACUUAUUCAAUUACACAAUUCAAUACAAAACCUAAAGAAAUUUACCCAAGUGAGCAGAGUCCGAAACACAAAGAUAAAAUCAAACUGUUAAAUAAAACAAGUCCAGGAAAUCUUUCUCUCCUCUUAUCAGACCUGACCACACAGCAUAAAGGAUAUUAUACAUGUUCUGUAGGGUCUCAACAAUACAUCAACAUCAGACUUAAAGCUAAAGCAACACAUCAAACAACACCUCAAACCAAUCCCAGAUCUGAAACCGAAGGCAGUUCAAUAAAACCAUAUGUCUUUGCUCUUAUAUCAGUGUUUUCAUUAUUGCUUCUUACUGUACUAGCAGUAAUGAUCUGGAGACGCAGAGAAACAAGAGAUGUGAAAAAUGGGACCAGUGAUGGACUAGUGCUGUAUAAUGAUGGGGAGAAGAAGGAUGUCUUAAAGCCUGAUAGCUCAGCUCAAGACCAACACAUUAAACAAGAUGAAACUGAGGAUGAAGUGACAUAUUCAACUGUUGUCCAUGUUAAAAAUGCAGCAAGACCUGCUCAAAAACAGAUCACCACAGCAGAAUACUCAGAGUAUGCCUGCUUAAAAUAAAACUAAAACACACACAUUUGUAAAAACUAUAAGCAACAAAGCAGCUGGACCCUAGUAGUCAUUUUCCUUUAACUUAACCUGCAGCUAUUGUAUUGUUUUAUUUUAAUUU